GGUUAAUGGUCACCCGUUUUAGUCCGGUUUAACUCGAAAAUAUGUAAAGAGUCAUUAUAUUGUAUUUAUCCUGAUAAAUUAUAUCAAAUUUCAUCUAACAUAUGAGUUAUAACAUAUAAUAUUUCACCAAUGCCAUCGUUUUUUGUGAUGCAACUGAGGAUGCUGCCUUCAAUCUAACAGCGGCCUUGAUCACCUUCCAAACAAUUACCGGCCUCAAAGUGAACAUGACAAAGAGUAUGUUGUUUCCGGUGGAUGAUGUCGAUAAUAUUGAUAGACUUGCUGAAAUUUUAGGUUGCAACUGGAAAUUCUUAGUUUGCGAGUAUCUGGGUCUUCCUCUUGGUGCCUCGCCCUCAUCCCCUUCAGUCUGGAAUUCGGUUAUCUGCAAAGUGGAGAAAAGGUUGGAUGGGUGGAAGGGAAAACUUUUGUCUCUUGAGGAAAGAAUAACGUUGUGCAAGGCUGUUCUUUGUUUAAUGGGCCGUGUUCAGUGGUUGAGGCUCUCGAUAAGGCUCAAAAAAACUUUAUUUGGUCCGAAAACCAGCCCGAGAAGAAAUUCCAUCUCGUCUCGUGGGAGAGAUGUAAGGCUCCUUUGAAACCGGGGGGGGGGGGGGGGACUUGGGAUCGCGGAUAUGCGAAGUCGCAAUCAAGCGUUGCUUUGCAAAUGGUGGUGGAGGUUUGCUCGGGAAAGGGAUUCCUGGUGGCGCGAGUUGAUUAGUUACAAGUUUCCCAACGAUGUAUCAGAAUGGAUGAAGGAUAAAAUCGAUGGCCCCUUAGGAUUGAGUACUUGGAUGCAUAUUUUGAAACUCAAGAAUCUUUUCUGGAGGUUCACACGGAUUGAUCCUGGUGCUGGAGCUGAUACCUCUUUCUGGUUCGACAGAUGGGUGACUGGAGGGCCUCUCGAUGUGGAGUUCCCGCGGAUUGUCACUGCCGCCGAGGAGCCUUGCUGUCGGGUUGCUGACGUCUUCCAGAAUGCUGAUGGGAAUGUAACCUGGGAUAUUCCUCUUAAAUUUACUCUUAGAGGAGGGGCCGAGAGAGAGAGAAUCAAACUGCUUGACAUUCUUCACAAUUUGCCUUCUGAUUUUCUGUGCGCAGGUCCCUCGCGUCUCGUGUGGGAGCCUUCGAUCAACUCUGGUUUCACAGCAAAUUCCAUGUACAAAGAGCUUAUUAAGGAGCGCUAUCCCAGUUCACCGGACUUCCCCUUCAAGUUUGUGUGGCGGGCUGCGGUUCCGUUCAAAGUGUGUGUUUUCAUGUGGAUUGUUGUUCAGAAGAAGGUCCUUACCCAUGAUGCUCUGGAAAAAAGAGGAUGAGCCUUCCCAAGCCGGUGUGUUUUGUGCGGUGCUAGUGAAGAAAGUCUCGAUCACAUCAUGCUUUCCUGCAGCUUCUCCAUGGAGAUUUGGAGGAUCAUGGAGGCCUUUGUGGCGCUGCCGGCUAGGGCGACCGAUCUUCCUUCUACCAUUUCCUCCUGGCCUUGUAGCCAACCUGCUAGUUCCAUGAAGUGGUGUUCCAAAGUCUUCCUCCAUGCUCUCUGCUGGCGUAUUUGGUUAGAGCGAAAUGCUAGGAUCUUCAAGAACAGGAUGGAGCUCACUCGGGUUGUUUGCUUAAGAAUCGGCAAGGCGAUCUCUGACUGGUUGAUUGUAGCUAAUCAUGUAGAUCGCGCCUCCUUCCCAGUAGCAGCAACCAACAUCAACUCGCAGACCCAGGCGGUGGCUAAAACGUGGCUAAGCACGUUAAGGUCGCGCCUCCUUCCCAGUAGCAGCAACUAGCAUCAACUCGCAGACCCAGGCUGAUCAUCAUCUUCUUCGGGUGGACCAUGGGCUUCAGAGUUUCUCCUGUUUGAGCCUUCCUCUGCCUGUUGUACCAUUUUUCCUUUCCUGGACUGGCUGCUGCUUCUUGCCGCUUGUUGUUUGUGGCAGGUGGCGUGCGCCUGUUCCCCCUUCUUCUUUCAUGUUUGUUGUUCUUCUUCUAAACUCUUUGUUAAUUUAUUGCACCAUUAUAAAAAAAAAAAAAAACAUGUCGUACAUAGAUUCAACAUAUAGUGAAAAUUGACACACACUUAUAUAACAUAUUAGGGGUGGGCAUUCGGUCGGUUCGGUUUCGACCGAACCGAAAUUAUGAAUACCGGGUCCCCGAAUUCUCCCGAACCAAAUUAUAAUUCGGUUCGGUCGGUUUAAACCGAAUUAUAAUUCAGUUCGGUUUGGUUUUUCACACAAAACCGAAUUUGUGAAGCUACUUGUAUUUUCUCACUUUUAAAUUAUUUUUCACUCCUAAUAUAAACAAUAAAUAUCAAUUAUAUGCAUCAUCAAUGAUAAACCAAACUUUUCAACACAUAAGUGUUAAAACAUUUCAAAUAUUUAAGUCUAAAAACAACUACAAACAUAAAAAUCCAUAAUUUGG
Messenger RNA from Linum trigynum, 2391 nucleotides. NCBI's taxonomy places the organism in Eukaryota, Viridiplantae, Streptophyta, Magnoliopsida, Malpighiales, Linaceae. The record is from the annotation of a GenBank genome assembly.